GUGACGUUUGCGAACAAGCCUCACCACUUUUCACCGAUGCCCCAAGAGCAGAAGCAAAAGAAGAAACGGACGAGGACCUCGCCAAAGAAUAUGGUCUUGACCGAAGUACGAUCACAAAAAUCCUCAAGCAAAGAGAUAAAUGGUUAGCAAUUGACCCAAAUUCUAACUAUGCAAAACAAAAGACACAAAAGUCUCCAAAGUUUCCACAAAUUGAAGAAGCUUUGGCUCAAUGGUUGACGAUUACCAUUGCUCAGGGAAAUGCCGUCAGCGAUGGACAGCUCCAAGAGAAAGCGCUUGAAUUUGCUCAAAUGUAUGGACUUCGUAACGAGUUUCAGGCCUCAAAUGGUUGGAUAUCAAAAUUUAAAAAUCGUCAUCAAGUUCGUAGUGGCGAUAGCUCGGGUGCUCCAGAUGUUUCUUUACAGAUUACACCUCAAUCAGCGCCUAUCACUGGGGCAGUUUUAUCGGCAUCUGAGCAUUCAAAUUUUAGUAGCACAGUUAGUUUGCCACCCACUUCCAACUAUACAACUCCUCAGUCAAUAACUUCAACGACAAACAGAACGAACGGGACAAAUACAUUAAUUGGUUCCGCUUCUAGCUCACCUUACAUUACGUUUGGGGCUUCGACGUCAAACUCAAUGGGACCUCCUUACACUCCUUCCAGAAUUUUUCCUGUUUUAACCAUAGCGCCUCAUAUCCCAUUAGAGAACGCAGCGUUCCAAACCAGCAAUACUUUAAAUCAAUUUCUAUCACGUUCAAAACAACUAUUUACGGCCGUUCAUCAAGCACAACAAAAGAAGAAUAUUAGUUGCUUCUCUGUCGGUCUUUAUUUUCGUCCCGGUUAUCCUGAAGUUUCUCCAAAUAACCGUCAUUUUGAAAACUUGAAAAGUUUAGGAAGACUUGUUGAUGGCACUAAAGGAGCUGAGUUCAUUGAUGGGAUGGUUCCAAGAGAUAAUGAUAUUGUAAUUCAAAAACGUCGAACAGAUGCGUUUUAUAAUACGGACUUGCAGAUGAUUCUCGAGUCCCGGAACAUCCAUCACAUAAUUUUAUCUGGCAUCGCAACGGGUGAUGUAAUUCUAUCUACAACUCGUUCUGCUGCCGACAGAGAUAUGAGCAUUACUGUCGUACGAGAUUGUUGCUUUGAUGGAAGUGAUCUGGUUCAAAACGUUUUAAUGGACGAAAUCUUUCCCAAGCAAGGCGUUAUGGUUGUUUCUUUUGAAGAAAUUGUAAAUGGUUUAAGAUCAAUUUAA
Molecule: messenger RNA, 1247 nt
Organism: Cetraspora pellucida
Lineage: Eukaryota; Fungi; Glomeromycota; Glomeromycetes; Diversisporales; Gigasporaceae
Source: the annotation of a GenBank genome assembly